Chironomus riparius is the source of this 648-nucleotide messenger RNA. NCBI's taxonomy places the organism in Eukaryota, Metazoa, Arthropoda, Insecta, Diptera, Chironomidae. The record is from the annotation of a GenBank genome assembly.
AUGUCAUUUUUAUUAUUUUUGAUUUUUGUUUUAAUUGCUAUUUCUUUAUGUCAAAGUGAACUUAAUACUAGAAAAGGAAAACAUAAUUUUGAUUUUAAUGAUACAUACUGUCCUCAAUGUAGAACCCGUGUGAAUAAAGAUAAAACUAAGACAUUUUUGGAUAUCAGAAAAAAGUUUACAGAAUACUUUAGUGGUGAUGAAGACUGUGGAAAAACUGAAGAAAGAGAACUAAAAUUUGAAAUAUGUCCAGACUAUGACUAUUCUGAUUACAUCUUUAAUGCAACGUGGAGCUCUUCUUGUAUGUGUGCCGAACGUGAUCAACGGAUGAUAAUCACAUUAGAUGAUCAAAGUAACCUUUUUUGUUGUGCUCCUAAUUGCCCAAAAAUUGAAUCUCGAGGAUUUUUCAUACCAAUUUUACAAGGAUUCAUUGUUUGGGGAAUUUCAUUUAUUCUGGAAAGAUUUGUAUUCGAUAUUAAGCAAGAUACAUGUUGCUAUGAAACUUCAACAUCAGCUGUGACUACUUUGAAGACUACGAAAUCAACUAUUGAAUCUACAACUUUACCUUCGAUUGAUCCAUGCGAAGAAUUUUAAGCAAACUUUUUAAACUUAGUCUUUGCAAAUUAAUAAAUAAAAAUACUUUUUGCGAAU